AUGGGUGAUGUGGCGUCGUCGCUCGUCUCUGCGUCGACUGAAGAACUCUUGCGCCAGGCAGCAGCUCAAGAAGUAAAAGCGCUCACGAAUGAAUACAGACUUGCUCUGGCCCAAGCCCUCUUUCUCUCCGUACUCGAAGAAAAGGAAGCCACUAAGGAACCAGACAUAGCUUGGAAACUAAAACGACGCACCUGGAAGUCUUUUAAUCGAGCGCUUCACGAAUCGUGGUGUUGGAUAAAAGCGCCAACGCUCGGCAAGAAAUGGAAGAAACUCUAUUGUGUCGCCAGGCCGGACUAUUCCUUCGAAGCUUACGAAACGAAGGAGCAUUAUUCUAGCGCCGCCAAGCCCAAGUACAGUUUGCGCCCGUCCGGCUACUGCAUUCUCCACGCUGCGGAGCAAUGGCGGCAACUGUGGACCAAGCGGACGGCGUAUUUGUUGCAAACAGAUACGCCGAAAGAAAUUUCCGAGAAAAUAAAAGAAAAACCGUCACCAGCAGAUUAUACGAUCUGCUUGUCGCAUCCUAUCAUGGAACCGCUCUUUAUCGGCGUAGAAACACCCGCGGAAAAGGAAGUGUGGAACCUCAUUCUAGGUGAUUUUAUCCGGCGAACUUCAGAGUUGAAAGCAGUAGACGAUAUUCAAAAGCACGCAUUGGGUGCAGCAGUAGAACGCACGCGCAAGCUCCAUCAGUGGCGCGAUCCAGAUCUUGUGGCGGCGGGAAAUGAAAUCGACGUUGUCUAUCACGUCGUAGCCGAACGAUUACUCGGCGAAUUGGGAAUUUUAGCGAGGGAGAGUCAAAAACUAAAAUUUGAAAAGUUCACGGAUAAGCAACGCGCUAUAGAAGCUGGAUUUGAACUAGUCAAAGCCAUCUCCAAGGACGUAGUUAUGAAUGGCACGGGCGAUGCUUCUUAUCAAAAAUCAAAGUCGGACGUGGAAGUCGAAGUACGUUCCCUCCGCCCUCUUCUGGUCAAGGAACUCAAAAGAUUGAUCAAUCACAAAUUGAACAAAGAGCACGAAAAAGGAAACAUUUCUGAGGCCUUUGGCGCGAUGGGAGUAGCCUUGGGUACUUUGAGUCCUUCGAUCGACCUCGGAUUCAACGCAGUGCAGUCGCUCUUCCAAGACGCCGUGAAAGAACUGAAGGGGAUGAUCCAGCGAAAGCCAGUUUAUGUAAACCACGUGGAUAUCUGGUUCCUUCGCUCGAUGGACCCGCUCUCGAGAGAUCCUCUCAAGCUCCGCCCAUUGUUGAAAUCACUGGUGCGUCUUCCCCGGCCAGCAGCGGCCUCGGCCUAUAUUCACUGCCAAGAACUUCUUGACUCGCUUGUUUGGACUUUUGAAAAUCUCGUCUCAGAAGGAUCAAUGAGAAACAACGGCCGACUCGUUCCGGACGAAGUCACGAAGAUCGAAGAAAAGGUGCUGGAAAAAUUCGAGUUUGAUAAGGAAGAACUAAAAAGGAUGCUUCUUGCAAAAUGGCUUCUCAAUGAGGGCCGACAGAGACUACCUCCAGUUGAGCCAGUACCAGCAGGCUUCAAAGAACACGACAGGAGAGAUAUUUUCAUGCGGCCGCAGCUGAUUCAAGAACGAGUAUUGCUCAAUAAGUUGCGGAAAUAUGCGGAUGAAUUGGUAACGCCAAAACCGCCGAUUGAAGAAGAUUCGUCAAAACUCAGCGCGUUUUCCUCUUUGGAAGAUGACCAAGCAGAAAAACUCAACUACGUCAAGUCUGAGCCUCCAUCUCCGAUUCCAGAGGUCAAGCGUAACGAUUCCAUUUCGUUUUUAAAAGAGGUCGUCGAAGGAACGAAAGGCCUCACAAUUGAUUUUGAAUCGAGUAACUUCACGAGUUCAUUCGCCAAGCCAGCAGCUGAAAAGUCCUCCAUACUCGAGCCUAAGCCACAGUCAGAAGUGACUGUCACGAGAUCGCACACUGUCACUGAAAGCGCUUGGAAAAGCCCCAUUCAUAGGCCAAAGCCGCGUGAGCCAGUUGUGAGCCCGACGCUGACGACAAACUUAGAAGCGCUAAACAACUUCAAUCAAAAUAAUCAGUCGACAAUAAGCAUUUCAUCGAGUGAAAAAUCCUCCGUGCCUUCGAACACCCUCAAUCCAGCGCAACUACAGCAAAUCCGUGCCUUGACGGGCAUCAAGCCAAAAGAGAUCAAACCUAAGAAAAAAUCCACUUCCAGCUCAUCAGCAAUCAAAUCAUCCUCUGCCAGUAAAGUGCUUGAAAACGGCACGCAAAAGCCUAUUUCGAAAAGAGUCGAUGUUAAUUAUCGCGAUGUUGAUAAUCGUCUCAAGCCUAUCGAUCCCGCAGACCCAGAACUUCCACCAGGAACAACGCAAAUAUCAAACGAAAUCGCUGACAAACUUUUAAGCAAGCCAGAAGGAACUACCGAAGGGAAAAAGCCAGUCGUCAUCACAGCCAAAGUCACGAGUCCUCAUGUUCAGGCGCUGAAUGAGCGCUACGCCACGCAAGAAGCUGAGCUCCAGAAAGCCGAUCGGGAGCGCGAGAAAAAAGACUUGUUAGAAAAAGGCAACUCUUCGGCGCACUCUGACUCGUCGAUGAAAUCAGCCUCCUUUGGUGGGGGACUGUUGAGCGGCAUCAAAAGCCGCGGAGCAAAGAGGCAGCCAAGUCCGAAGCCGAGAACAGAAGAAUGGGUCCAGCAACAUAUGAAUCAGCAGCCUGAAGCGCCAGAUGAACAAUCUGACGAGCAAAAACUCAACGAUGAUUAUGAAAAGCGAAAACAUCUAUAUGAAAAUCUGCCAAGGUCAAGUCCAACUCCGCAAGGUCUUUCGUCUUCUCAACCUCAUCUCAAUUUACUCGCUGGACGUGACAAUGAUUUACGAUCGAAAAGCGCCGCUCAAGCGACAAUCAUUAGCGACAUGAAGCUUGGCUCCGAACCUGACAUCCAACAUCAAUCUGUAGAAUCGAUUCCGACCAAAACUGCUACGAGAAAGAAGAGAGUCAAGGACGCCCGUGCCAGAGCCAUUCCAGAUGACAGUAGCGACGAUAAUUUACCACGUGAAGCAGCGGAAAUGACGGUAAAAUCGAAAUCGGCGAUUCUGAACGAGUCGGCUAUUGCGGGAACUAUCAAGAGGAAGAAAAAGAAGAAAAAACCUGCCAAAGUUGAGGAAGCAUCAGUCGAUAACAACAACAACAAAAUACCAAGAGUGGAGCCAGAAAAGAUCUCCAAACCGCCGAAGUCCGAGCCAGAGAAGUCAAAGGAAAUAGUCCCGAAAACUGCAAAAACAGCUGUCCCAGAAUCCAAAAAGAAAACAGAAGAAAAGAAAAAGUCCUCCACUUCCUCCUCGUCCGCUAAACCGCGAAAAUCAACCACGAAAAGCGAGGGGAAAACAACACCUGAUCCUCCCAAAGCCGCCCAGAGUGACACGAAAAUUAAGGGUUACCGAGAUUUCAAUGAGCUCCAGCGAGAGAUGCGAGAGCGUCAAAAAGAGCUCAAGAAGAAACUCAAGCAACAGAAAAAGGCAGAGAAAGAGACUCUCAAAAAGAAAGCUGACGAUGGCGGAGACGCUAGAAUUUCCGACAACUCUGAGGACUCUGACUUGCCGGAAAAGUAUAUCGAGGAAAAUGUGACCGAGAGGCAGUUUGUCGAUCAAAAUGGAAAGGUGCAAAAGGAAAUUGUCAAAACUGAAGUGCUAAAGACCCGCUCGAGGAGUAGAUCCAAAUCCCGUUCGAAGAUCUCUGCGGACGGCAUUACCCACACUGAACAUAUCGACCUGUCUACUGGCCACCAAGACUCCGUUAUCAAGCGAACCUUGAAAGAGAAGAUUCGUGAGAAGGAGAAAAAAGCCCGCGAAAAAUCCAGCUUCUAA
Messenger RNA from Oikopleura dioica, 3819 nucleotides. The record is from the annotation of a GenBank genome assembly. Lineage: Eukaryota; Metazoa; Chordata; Appendicularia; Copelata; Oikopleuridae.